Molecule: messenger RNA, 426 nt
Organism: Haemonchus placei
Lineage: Eukaryota; Metazoa; Nematoda; Chromadorea; Rhabditida; Trichostrongylidae
Source: the annotation of a GenBank genome assembly
AUGACGACCGACGAAAUUCUACCGUAUUUAUCCGUGUCUGCAAUUUGUACGACAAUUGGUCUGUUUCUGUGUGGUAUUCAGAUUUGUUUACGAAUUCGUGAACGUGGUACUACUGAGGGUACCGGAUCGGCGCCAUUUCUUAUCGCAUUCAUUUCCUGUGCAUUCUGGCUACAGUAUGGUGUCCUGAAACACGAUAAUGUAGUAAUUUUUGUAAAUAUUGUUGGAUUUAUGUUACAAGGAUGCUAUCUGUCAUAUUACUUCUUCAUGACGAGGAAUACGGUGAGUAUGUGCAUUUUAACGAAAGCUUAUUUGAGCAUUCUUUUAUUAGAGUGGCAACCAAAUAAUUGCGAUACAAUUUGGAAAAACCUCGCAGUAGGUGUCCCAAAUGCGAAAGCCUGUUUAAACCCAAAAAAAAUCGAAAUUUUG